UGCAUCUCUUGGAUUUGAUUCACAGGAAGAUGUUAUUUCGCUUCCAUGUUUAUCUUUCUGUGAAAUCGACCUCCAAUUUCUAUCCGUUUCCUAUAAGAAAGGAGUGUUGUUUGUGCGGAGUGUUCAGUGCUGCCUCAGCUGCGAUAUGGACACGAGAAGCGUUGUCGUUUUGCUCUGCUUACUGGCAGUUUUAGAUGGCAAGAAAUUUCGGUGUGACUACAGAUACUUCCAGAACGCCGAUGGAUGGCUGAAGCUGCACCGCGUACCCGCCAACUGGGCAGAGGCUCGUCUCAGAUGCCACCUUGAAGGAAGCAAUUUGGCGUCUCCCUUGAACGUGGGUCUGAAAGCAGCGAUGUCAGUGCUCAUAGGGGAAGCGUCGGGCGACAUGACAUGCGGUGUCUUCACCGGCAUACACGCGAUGUUCUCAAGAGGAGAUCUCUAUUCCAUAGAAGGCGUCCCCUUGUCAAAGAUCCCACAUACUUGGGCGAGCGGGGAGCCAGAUAACUACAAGGACCAGGAGAGUUGUAUCGCAAUGCUGGGCGAUGGCAGCUUCGCCGACGUCGACUGCCGCGAGCCGCUGCCCUACAUCUGCUACAAGUCGAACGCUAAAACGAUGGUCGUGACCAGCUGCGGCACCACCGACAAUGGUAACUUUUACUAUUAAAUAGAGGCACGUUUA
This is a messenger RNA of Papilio polytes (common Mormon), 679 nucleotides long. RefSeq names its product hemolymph lipopolysaccharide-binding protein-like. Bases 146 to 664 code for a protein of 172 amino acids. The record is from RefSeq and is a predicted model, not a curated record. The transcript is spliced from 5 exons. NCBI's taxonomy places the organism in Eukaryota, Metazoa, Arthropoda, Insecta, Lepidoptera, Papilionidae.